UCUGGGCCUCCAAAUCAGACCCACAGUGGUGGUUUCAGGUUUCAAAGAGAACACACUCUGUAGUUCCAUUUUCUGCUGAGAUAUACAAACUUGUUUCCACCAAACCACCGAUACAAUUUCGCCGCCGAUGGGUCUCACGAAGGAACAGUUACUUCAGCGGUUACAGGAGCUUCAGAUUCAAUUUUCCAAGUAUGAACAUCCAGCUGUUUUGACCGUUGAAGCUCAGGCAAAAUAUGUUGGAAAUUUGGGCGGUGGUCUCAGUAAAAAUCUCUUUUUGAAGGACAAGAAAAAUAGGUUUUACGUUGUUUCUGCUUUAGCUGAUACCAAAGUCGAUCUGAAAGUGUUAUCUCAGCGGCUUGGUUUGGGAAAAGGUGGUUUGAGAAUGGCACCCGAAGAGGCUUUAGCUGAAAUACUUCAGGUAUCUUUGGGUUGUGUCACACCAUUUGCAGUAGUGAAUGAAUCAGCACGAGAUGUGUCGCUGCUAUUAGAUCAAGGAUUCAAGACACAGGAGCACUGUUUCUUCCAUCCAUUGUCAAAUGACAUGUCCAUAUCUCUAAAUGUACGUGAUCUUGACACAUUUCUUAAAUCAAUAGGAAGAGAUCCCUCAUAUGUUGAUUUGGAGGCCAAUCCUGCAGUGGGGAAAGAUCAACCCCCUGAUCUAGCAGCACUAGUUCCAUCUGGUUCAAUAGUUUUGCCUGAUCAACCAGGAAAGCAGUCAUCUGCAGAAGUUCCUCCCAGGGAUGGAAACAUUGUUUCUGUAGAUAAUAAGUCCAAGACAGUUCCAGCCAAAGUUGUCAAGCCACUGGUUGGGAAUAAUUCGAAAGGAACACUCGACAAAAAUGUUCAGUCAUCAAGAUCCUAUGCAGAUGUUGGCCAAUUAGUUGAAGAAAUAUUGCAUAAAACAUCAAAAUUAUUGCUUUCAGAGAUCAAUGAAGAAACUAUAAAGAUUCAUGGAGAGCAGCUGGGUACUACGGUAUCUGACAAAUUACAGAAACACCUCAGCUCAGAUUUUAAAAAUCUUGCUAUGAUGUUUAAGAACACUGCAUAUACAGAAGGGUUCCAUGCUGGUACUCACCAUCAGCCUAGACGCUGAUGAAGUUCCCGUAUACAUAAGAUUUAUUGGUAGGAAUGCAAAUGAGGGAUUGAAAUUUUAACUGUUUGUUCAAUGUUCCGAUUUUGAUGACACUGUGCAUUAAUUGGCAUUAAUUGGAUGUUCAUGCGCAAAAUGUUUGAUAACUAACAUGAUUUUAAACAAUUUGACAUGAACAAAAUAGAAAUGAUACUGUGUAAAACCACUUCCCAUGCAUUAUUAUAUAUUACUAUAGUUAUUGA
Cicer arietinum (chickpea) is the source of this 1332-nucleotide messenger RNA. RefSeq lists its product as uncharacterized. The record is from RefSeq and is a predicted model, not a curated record. NCBI's taxonomy places the organism in Eukaryota, Viridiplantae, Streptophyta, Magnoliopsida, Fabales, Fabaceae. Gene Ontology annotation, molecular function: aminoacyl-tRNA deacylase activity.